Ceutorhynchus assimilis (cabbage seed weevil) is the source of this 597-nucleotide messenger RNA. Lineage: Eukaryota; Metazoa; Arthropoda; Insecta; Coleoptera; Curculionidae. The record is from the annotation of a GenBank genome assembly.
AUGGCAACUGUCGGGCAAGUGUCUAAUGAGAGGUGGUACUUGGCUCGAAAGUACAGAUUAGCGGCAAAUAAGUUUGGUCUGAUAAUUUCUGCUUGUAAAAGAAACAGAUACCCAGAGAGCCUUUUCGAAACCCUUUUUGGAUCUUACAAUUUGGAUGGCAUAAAAUCUAUUCAAUGGGGAAGACAUCACGAAAAGGACGGAUUGAAUUAUUUGAAGGAAAACCAUCAGCUUGAAGUGAAACCAACUGGCAUAUGGUUGACAUGUUCAGGACUUUUGGGGGCAAGUCCUGAUGGCUUAGUUGGAGACGAUGCCAUUGUCGAGGAAGUUGAUGACAACUAUGCAACUUGCAAUUUAUGUACGACGAAAUUAUCGUAUAAAACAAGCACAACAAAUUUAAAGAGGCACCUGCAAAUCAAGCAUCCUACAGUGUCUUUGAGUCAUGGAUCUUCUACGACAAAUAGACAUGAAGUGACUGAAGAAACGGUCGAGCGCGAGCCAUCUACAAACAGUGAUAACGAUAACAAUAAUACUACUGCUAUUUCAGUUCUAUCAACAAGUCAAGGUCAAAAUGCAAAUACUACUAGCUCUAAUCCAUGA